AUGGUUGUGAACUAUGUUCGUGUGUUUUUUUUAUUUGGUUCUGCAAUGGCCAAAGUGAAUCAUAGUGAUGAACAUGUGGAAUUUAGUGACGUUUUAACAUCUAAUCCAGAUAUUAUGUCUGGUGGCCAUUGGAGGCCUACAAAUUGUGUUCCUAGAUACCGUGUAGCUAUUAUCAUACCAUAUAGAGACAGAUUAUCACAUUUAAUAGUACUUUUAGCUCAUUUAAUACCAGUAUUAAAAAGACAAGAUUUAGAUUUUAGGAUAUUUGUGGUUGAGCAGACGAAGUUUAGUUUCUUGACGUUGUUUCAAGACGAGGUUCAUUGUUUCAAGAUGGGGUUUCAAGACGAAGUUCAUUGUUUCUUGACGUUGUUUCAGGACGAGGUUCAUUGUUUCUCGGUGUUGUUUCAAGAUGAGGGUUGUGGGUUUCAAGACGAGGUUCAUUGUUUGUAG
Molecule: messenger RNA, 450 nt
Organism: Lottia gigantea (owl limpet)
Lineage: Eukaryota; Metazoa; Mollusca; Gastropoda; Lottiidae
Exons: 4
Coding region: 1-450 (149 amino acids)
Biological process (GO): carbohydrate metabolic process
Molecular function (GO): glycosyltransferase activity
Source: RefSeq, a predicted model, not a curated record